Messenger RNA from Gordionus sp. m RMFG-2023, 1268 nucleotides. Its product is annotated as bestrophin-3-like. Gene Ontology annotation, molecular function: chloride channel activity. Lineage: Eukaryota; Metazoa; Nematomorpha; Gordioida; Chordodea; Parachordodidae. The record is from RefSeq and is a predicted model, not a curated record. The coding region runs from base 1 to 1245 and encodes 414 amino acids. The transcript is spliced from 11 exons.
AUGGAGGUAGCUGAAAAAGCAGAAAAAUUAUUAGAUGUCGUUCCACUUGCGUUUAUAUUAGGAUUUUACACGGAUAUUGUCUUGUAUCGAUGGUGGAAAUAUUACAGCAAUAUACCUUACCCCGAUAGAUUAGCCUUUUUAAUAUCCACACAUAUCCAUGGCACGGAAGAGAGACCAAGACUUAUAAGGAGGACAUUAAUGAGAUAUAUUAAUUUGACAUUUAUAAACGUAUUCAGAAAUUUGGCGAUUUCCACAAAAAAAAGAUUUCCUACAUUGGAUCAUUUAGUGGCCUCAGGCAUCUUAAUUGAAAACGAAAAAAAGAUAUUGCAAACAUUUGCUCCAGGAGACGUGUGGUGGACUACUUUAAUAUGGUCAAUAGCAUUAGUUAGUAAAGCGCGUUCCGAGGGUUACAUAAGAGAUCAAUAUAGCUCAACAGGGCUAAUAAAAGAGCUAAUGAAAUUGAGAGGAAAUUUAGGAAGAUUAAUGGGGCAGGAUUGGAUAAGCUUUCCAUUAGUUUACACACAAGUUGUGAUGAUGGGAGUUUAUUCCUUUUGCAUAUUGUGUUUGUUUGGGAGACAGACAUUUAUGAUACCAGGUGUUUCUGAAAUGAAUAAUGACGAUGAUACUACAGUCAUGAUGACGCAAAAUAUAAUUGACUACAGUGCUCCUUUUCGAACAUUAUUGCAUUUCACAAUUUAUAUCGGCUGGCUUAAAGCAGCUGAAGUAUGUUUAAAUCCUAUGGGCGAGGAUGACGAUGAUUUUCCUAUUAACUGGUUAAUAGAUAGAAAUCUUUACAUAUCUUAUAUCUUGAUUGAUGAAAUGCACCAAGUAUGCCCACCAUUAGUGAAGGAUAAUUUCUGGGAUAAAGAACUACCUCAACUUCCAUAUAAUCAGGCCACUAAAAAAUUUAAAAUUUUUAAGCCAUUUGAAGGUUCUGCUGCAAAACUCAUCAUUAAAUUAAAAGAAUCAGCAUUUUUAUUUACUGAUGUCAUUCCAAUAAAACAUCAUUUUAAAGUUCAUACUGAUAUUGAAAGUGAAAAAACGACGAAAAAUAGAGAAACCGUAAAUGAACACGAUAUCUCGAAAAUUCCGGAUAAGGCUGAAUCUGAAAAGGACAGGAUAUUAAAUUUGGAGUCGAAUUUAGCAGGCCAAGAAAAAGAAGUCCCAAAGACUCCUGAAAAAUUACUCGAAGAUGAUUUAUUAUUCAGAUUUUCAAUGGAUAAAACUGGAAGCGAAGAAUCAUGAAAACAAUGCAAUUUUAAAGGGAC